AUGUCGCUAAAGAAGGAGUCCCGCACAGACGUGCAGUUCCACCUGGCUGCGCUGCGCGGCGACUGCGAGCGACUGCGACACCUGCUGGACACCGGCAAAGUGCACAUCGACUCACGCGACCGGGAUGGCACCACUCCCCUGAUCCUGUCAGCGGCGAUGGGCCACACGGCGUGCGUGCAAGAACUACUGGAGCAGGGUGCCGACCCGGCCUGCUGUAGGACGACAGGAACAAGUGCGUUGUUCUUCGCGGCGCAGGGAGGAUUUCUCGACAUUGCACGGCUUCUGCUCGACGCAGGUGCGGAAAUUGACGCACCAAGCUUGGACGGCGGUACUCCGUUGUUCGUGGCAUGCCAGUGUGGACACCUUCCCGUAGUUGAAGAACUAAUAAAUCGAGGUGCCAAUGUCAACUCGUGUAUGAAGGACGGUGCGACGCCGCUGUUCAUCGCGGCACAGAACGGGCACGACGAGGUGUGCUCGCUGCUGCUGGCGCACGGCGCGCACGUGGACGCGGUGCGCGCCGACCGCGCCUCGCCGCUGUGGAUAGCGGCGCAGUGCGGCCACCAGCGCGUGGCGCGCGUGCUGCUGGCCGCCGGCGCGCACGUCGACUGCCUGCGCCACGACGGAGCAACUCCAUUGUUCAAAGCAGCGCACAAAGGGCACGCUGCCGUUGUCGCGGAGCUCCUCAAGUAUAAACCCAAUCUUGGAUUGUUGCCCAACGGGCAGUCGGCGCUGCACGGCGCGGCCAUGUUCGGGCAGCUGGCGUGCGUGCGGCUGCUGGCGCCGCGCGGCGCGCCCGCGCUGCGGGACGCCGGCGGUCGCACGCCGCUGCAGCUUGCGCGCGCGCACCGCCGUCACGACGUCGCUGCCUACCUGCAGGCGCUGCCCGCGCACGCGCCAUCGCGCACGUCAUGA
This is a messenger RNA of Parnassius apollo (apollo), 912 nucleotides long. NCBI's taxonomy places the organism in Eukaryota, Metazoa, Arthropoda, Insecta, Lepidoptera, Papilionidae. The record is from the annotation of a GenBank genome assembly.